GGCGUGGUGGGAAGCGUGGCCCGCGGUCGCUCCGGCCGCUCGCCGACGGGCUCGUCCCCUGCCCCGGCUCCCCUGUGUCCCUUCGCCAUGGCGGGGCCUGGCCCGGGCGCGGCGCUCGAGUCCCCGCGGCAGCUGCUGGGCCGCGUGCGCUUCCUGGCGGAGGCAGCGCGGAGCCUCCGCGCCGGGAGGCCGCUGCCGGCGGCGCUGGCCUUCGUGCCGCGGGAGGUGCUUUACAAGCUGUACAAGGACCCGGCGGGGCCGUCGCGGGUGCUGCUGCCCGUGUGGGAGGCGGAGGGCCUGGGGCUGCGCGUGGGAACCGCGGGGCCGGCCGCGGGGCCUGCCUCCGGGCCUCUCCGCACCGCCCGCGAGAGCAUCGAGCUCCGGCGCGGCGCCUGCGUGCGCACCACGGGCGAGGAGCUGUGCAACGGCCACGGGCUCUGGGUGAAGCUGACCAAGGAGCAGCUGGCGGAGCACCUGGGCGACUGCGGACUGGACGCAGGCUGGCUGCUCGUGUGCCGGCCGGCCGAGGGCGGCGCCCGCCUUGUGCCCAUCGACACCCCGGACCACCUCCAGCGGCAGCAGCAGCUCUUUGGCGUGGACUACCGGCCGGUGCUCAGGUGGGAGCAGGUGGUGGACCUGACCUACUCGCACCGCCUGGGCUCCAGGCCCCAGCCGGCGGAGGCAUACACGGAGGCCGUCCAGAGGCUGCUCUAUGUGCCCCCGACGUGGACCUAUGAGUGUGACGAGGACCUGAUCCACUUCCUGUAUGACCACCUGGGCAAGGAGGACGAGAACCUGGGCAGUGUGAAGCAGUAUGUGGAGAGCAUAGACGUUUCCUCCUACACGGAGGAGUUCAACGUGUCCUGCCUGACAGACAGCAACGCAGACACCUACUGGGAAAGCGAUGGGUCCCAGUGCCAGCACUGGGUACGGCUGACCAUGAAGAAGGGCACCAUUGUCAAGAAGCUGCUCCUCACGGUGGACACCACAGAUGACAACUUCAUGCCCAAGCGGGUGGUGGUCUACGGGGGCGAAGGAGACAACCUGAAGAAGCUGAGUGACGUGAGCAUUGACGAGACCUUGAUCGGGGAUGUCUGUGUCCUGGAGGACAUGACCGUCCACCUCCCAAUAAUUGAGAUCCGCAUCGUGGAGUGCCGAGAUGACGGGAUUGAUGUUCGGCUCCGAGGGGUCAAGAUCAAGUCGUCCAGGCAGCGGGAACUGGGGCUGAAUGCAGACCUGUUCCAGCCAGCCAGUCUGGUGCGAUAUCCGCGCCUUGAAGGCACUGACCCGGAAGUACUGUACCGCAGAGCUGUCCUCCUGCAGAGGUUCAUCAAGAUCCUCGACAGCGUCCUGCACCACUUGGUGCCUGCCUGGGACCACACCCUAGGCACCUUCAGCGAGAUCAAGCAAGUGAAGCAGUUCCUGCUGCUGUCCCGGCAGCGGCCUGGCCUUGUGGCACAAUGCCUGCGCGACUCAGAGAGCAGCAAGCCCAGCUUCAUGCCACGCCUCUACAUCAACCGGCGCCUCGCCAUGGAGCACCGGGCUUGCCCCUCUCGGGACCCUGCAUGCAAGAACGCAGUCUUCACCCAGGUGUAUGAAGGCCUCAAGCCCUCUGACAAGUAUGAAAAACCCCUGGACUACAGGUGGCCCAUGCGGUAUGACCAGUGGUGGGAGUGUAAAUUCAUUGCCGAAGGCAUCAUUGACCAAGGUGGCGGCUUCCGGGACAGCUUAGCGGAUAUGUCAGAAGAGCUGUGCCCCAGCUCAGCCGACACCCCCGUACCUCUGCCCUUCUUUGUGCGCACAGCCAACCAGGGCAACGGCACCGGCGAGGCCCGGGACAUGUAUGUCCCCAACCCCUCCUGCCGAGAUUUUGCUAAAUAUGAGUGGAUCGGACAGCUGAUGGGGGCCGCCCUGCGGGGGAAGGAAUUUCUGGUCCUGGCCCUGCCUGGCUUCGUGUGGAAGCAGCUCUCCGGGGAGGAGGUGAGCUGGAGCAAGGACUUCCCGGCUGUGGACUCCGUACUGGUGAAGCUCCUUGAAGUGAUGGAGGGAAUGGACAAGGAGACAUUUGAGUUCAAGUUUGGAAAGGAGCUGACAUUCACCACUGUGCUAAGUGACCAGCAGGUGGUGGAGCUGGUGCCGGGGGGCGCAGGCAUCGUGGUGGGCUAUGAAGAUCGCUCUCGGUUCAUCCAGCUGGUGCAGAAGGCACGCCUGGAGGAAAGCAAAGAGCAGGUGGCAGCCAUGCAGGCAGGUCUGCUGAAGGUGGUGCCGCAGGCUGUGUUGGACUUGCUGACCUGGCAAGAGUUGGAGAAGAAGGUGUGCGGGGACCCCGAGGUCACCGUGGAUGCUCUGCGCAAGCUCACCCGGUUUGAGGACUUCGAACCCUCCGACACGCGGGUGCAGUACUUCUGGGAAGCGCUGAACAACUUCACCAACGAGGACCGAAGCCGCUUCCUGCGCUUUGUCACGGGCCGCAGCCGCCUGCCUGCAAGAAUCUACAUCUACCCAGACAAACUGGGCUAUGAGACCACAGAUGCGCUGCCGGAGUCUUCCACCUGCUCCAGCACCCUCUUCCUGCCGCACUAUGUCAGCGCCAAGGUGUGUGAAGAGAAGCUGCGCUAUGCCGCCUACAACUGUGUGGCCAUCGACACCGACAUGAGCCCCUGGGAAGAGUGAGGUGCUGCCAGGGGACAGCCAUGGGCAGGCAGCACUGCGCCUGCUUGGUCCUGGCUGGCCUCACCCA
Molecule: messenger RNA, 2740 nt
Organism: Ochotona curzoniae (black-lipped pika)
Lineage: Eukaryota; Metazoa; Chordata; Mammalia; Lagomorpha; Ochotonidae
Gene: HECTD3
Product: HECT domain E3 ubiquitin protein ligase 3
Exons: 21
Coding region: 88-2673 (861 amino acids)
Molecular function (GO): ubiquitin-protein transferase activity
Source: RefSeq, a predicted model, not a curated record